Messenger RNA from Symbiodinium natans, 303 nucleotides. The record is from the annotation of a GenBank genome assembly. Lineage: Eukaryota; Dinophyceae; Suessiales; Symbiodiniaceae.
AUGGCCUUACUCUCGAGAGGCCUUCGGCCUGCCGUCGCAGAGCCGAUUACCUUGCCACGCCGGGCCACUCUAGGUGUCCAGCCCCCGGAUCAUGCGCGCAGCAUCGCCUCAGGGCAAGCUGCCGCUGCUCUGGCCGUGUUCGGUGGAUGUGCCCUCUUAUCGCGGCGCCAGGCACGUGGCCGCCUGAGCUGCCGUGCCGAGGUGGGUGAAGCUCCCAAGCGGCUUCGACGGAGGCGCAAAGCGCCCCGGAAGGCGCCGGAGACGGAGUUCACCUCCGACAUGUGCCUUGUAGUUAUAAUAUAA